AUGGUAAAAAAUUUUUUUCUACCAGGAUUUUCACAAGAAAAAAAAGAAAAAAACCCCGGCUCGGUUGAAUUUCAAGUAUUCAAUUUCACCAAUAAGAUACGAAGACUUACCUCACAUUUGGAAUUGCACCGAAAAGAUUAUUUAUCUCAAAGAGGUUUACAAAAAAUUUUGGGAAAACGACAACGGCUACUAUCUUAUUUGUCAAAUAAAAAUAGAAUACGCUAUAACAAAUUAAUAAAUCAAUUGGAUAUUCGGGAGUCAAUAAUUCGUUAA
Messenger RNA from Arachis duranensis, 273 nucleotides. Lineage: Eukaryota; Viridiplantae; Streptophyta; Magnoliopsida; Fabales; Fabaceae. The record is from the annotation of a RefSeq genome assembly.